Thunnus maccoyii (southern bluefin tuna) is the source of this 1902-nucleotide messenger RNA. Its product is annotated as alpha-1-antiproteinase-like. The transcript has 4 exons. Gene Ontology annotation, molecular function: serine-type endopeptidase inhibitor activity. The coding region runs from base 1 to 1632 and encodes 543 amino acids. The record is from RefSeq and is a predicted model, not a curated record. Lineage: Eukaryota; Metazoa; Chordata; Actinopteri; Scombriformes; Scombridae.
AUGUCCUCACAGUCAUUGCUGAUGAAUUUCUACGAAACUAAAAAACAUGGUGCCAUUGUUUGCUUGGAGCUCUGUCCAGGGGUCAAAAGCUCAGCGCUGGAGAUCGAUAUACUUUCAACACCACCACCACCCCCGCGCCGAGCCACAAGAACAACACUUCCAAAGCAGGAGUUUGGCCGGCCUCAUGUGAGUUCAACCUGCAGCGUCUCUGAAUCAGGCCAAGCCGGAGUGGCAAGAGAAGAAGCGAUGAUGUCUGUUGUGUAUAGUUUUACAUGUAUACUAGUGCUAGCAGUGCUAACAGGCCUCUCUGCAGAUGGGUCAGUUCCAUCAAAGCCUGAGAAAGUCUUCAGCAGGCCUCUGAGAAGGGAACAAGAAGUCAAGCAGGAGCAGCAGCUCAACAUAUCUGCUCUAAACACAGUCUUGGCCUUUGAAACCUACCGUGACCUGGCCACAAGAGCCACUACUGGGCCCAGUGUCCAGCAACAGCACAACAUCCUGUUCUCGCCCUUGGGCCUAGCGUCAGCUCUAGCCCUGCUGUCCCAAAUCUCUGGAUCGGAGAGUCGGAGCCAGGCCCUGGAGGCCCUGGGGCUAGCAGCCAACUCUACAGAGCAGAGCGUGGAGGCCACCAUAUCUGCUCUCGCAGAUCUGCAACAUAACCUCAUGCUGCAGGAGGGAGGGGGUGGAGUUGGGGUUCAAAGGGCAGAGUCUGGGGCUGGAUCCAAGACAAAAUCUGGGAUUGGGGCCACAGCAGGGGGGGCUGCUGGAAACAACACUGGUGUAGGUGAUGGGGAAAAGGGUAGGAAUGGAACCAGUUUCAGUUCUGGAGGUAAGGUUGGGGUCCAUGGUGGGAGCCAGUUAAGGGUGUGGAGCAGCCUACAUGUUGAUGGACGACCCUCACUAGACUAUGAUAGUUUUCUGUCCAGGCCUCAGCACACCAGACCCUCCAUCUUCAACAUCAGCUUUGAGGCGUUGAUGAAAGACUUGAAAGGCUCCAACAAACUUAAACUCAACAAUUAUGUAUAUUUCAAAGGUCGUCAGCCAUUUGAGCGGCGCCACACAGUGCCACGGAGAUUCCAGCUGAAUGCUACGACCAGCGUGGAGGUUGAAAUGAUGUUCAGGGACGACUCGUCUGAAGUGAUGAUGCUGUACGACACCAACUGCUCAGUCACAGUGGUGCAGCUGGCCCGUUCAGAACGCCUGGCCUCACUGCUGCUUCUUCCUAAAGCCGAGCUGCAGCCCCUGGAAGACUGCCUCUCUGAUAGCCGCAUGAACUUUUGGCUCAGCAACCUGAAGGCAGGGCGGGCAGAAAUCCGUUUCCCUAAAUUCCAACUAAGGAAAUCCUACAGUUUAGACAGCCUCCUGAGGAACUCUGGGGUAUCAUCCAUUUUCUCAGACUCAGCCGACUUCUCAAGGAUAUCACAGAAGAUGCUGAAACUCGUCAAGGCUCCUCAUGAGGUUCUGCUGGAGGUGGAGGAGACCAAGUCAGGGGAGGGGGGGAGCACUGACAUCACCCUGGACUUCUCUGUCCCCCCGAGAAUCACCUUUGACAGACCGUUCAUGCUCAUAAUCUAUGACGAUCUCACAGGCCUUGUUCUGCUCAUGGGAAGAAUUCUUGAUCCAACAGAUGUUUAGACUAGAGUGAACAUCACAAUCUCCUUUUUGUCCUUUUUUUUUUCUUCUGCUAUUGAUAAAUUCAUUUGCAUUACAUAAAAUCUUUGGUUUGUACUUUUUACAAUAGUAUGGCCUAUCGUUUUGAAAAUUUCCCUGAAGUUGCAGAGUGCAGUGUGUUUUACUUUCAAUUCUCCAGCCAUUACAGGAUGAUUUUGUAAUUAUUUCUCCAUUUUCACAAAAUGAUGAAAAUGAACAACAUUUAAAUGGUAGUAAUUUAUCCCUGUGACUGAA